Messenger RNA from Carassius auratus (goldfish), 1421 nucleotides. Its product is annotated as acylpyruvase FAHD1, mitochondrial-like. The transcript has a single exon. NCBI's taxonomy places the organism in Eukaryota, Metazoa, Chordata, Actinopteri, Cypriniformes, Cyprinidae. Gene Ontology annotation, molecular function: acetylpyruvate hydrolase activity. Gene Ontology annotation, cellular component: mitochondrion. The coding region runs from base 174 to 857 and encodes 227 amino acids. The record is from RefSeq and is a predicted model, not a curated record.
AAGUUUUAAUAGUUUUUGUAAAAAAGUUCAGAACGAAUAAUGUCUUCUGGUCUGAAUUACACACAAGUGUUUCUUGUUCGUUUUAUUUGCACUAGGUAAUUCGCCCUGUUCUAACCGCCCUUCGUAAUCGAGCGACCAAAGGUCAUUUUAUUUCCGGUUGCAGGUCUCACUGCAUGGUGUUGGUCUCUAAAAUGAGCACAAGGAAUAUCGCUCGCUUUUGGGAAUGGGGAAAGAAAAUAAUAUGCGUCGGGAGAAAUUAUAAAGAUCACGCCAUCGAACUCAAAAAUGCGAUUCCUAGCGAACCCGUGCUUUUCCUGAAGCCCCCGUCUGCUUACGUCAGGGAAGGGUCUCCUAUCCUGCUUCCCUUCUACACCAGCAGCCUCCACCAUGAAGUCGAACUGGGGGUGCUGAUUGGUCAAGGAGGAACUGCCAUUCCUCAGUCUUCAGCCAUGGACCAUGUGGCUGGAUACGUGUUAUGCCUGGACAUGACAGCUCGGGACGUUCAGGACGAAUGCAAGUCCAAAGGUCUUCCAUGGACCCUGGCCAAAGCUUUUAACACCUCAUGUCCCAUCAGUGACUUCAUUCCCAAGGAGAAGAUCCCAGACCCGGGGAACAUCAACCUGUGGUUGAAGGUGAAUCAUAUUGUGAAACAGAAUGGAAGCACAUCCCAGAUGAUCUUUUCCAUCCCGUAUCUCAUCAAGUACAUCAGCCAGAUCAUAUCUUUGGAGGAAGGUGAUCUCAUUCUCACUGGGACCCCUAAAGGAGUGUCAAGUGUCCAGGAACAAGAUGAACUUCAAGCUGGGAUUGAUGGCAUUGUGACUAUGACGUUCAAAGUGGAUCGAAAAAAAAAGAUUUAAAAGAUUUAAAUUAGAAUUGAAGACAGUUUGCUGCAAAGCACAGCCAUUGCAAUAGAAGUGACACAGUGAUUUUAAAGUCAGUUGAACUGGAAACAUUGUAUGAUGUUUUUUUUAUUUUUUAAAUAUUUUUUUGUAUUUUGUUUGGAGAUCUUGUGCCAUUGUCUUUCUGUAAAAUUAUUUGAGGUUGAUUGGCUUUAUUUGACCCGCUGGUCUUAUAAGUUAUGACAGGUCACAUUUACAUUUUAUAAGGUCUAAAUGUUCUUUAAUCAGAGCAGCUUUGUUUUACUCACCUCAGAUUGACUAGGUUAUUGACAUAUGUGACCCUGGACCACAAAACCAGUCAUAAGGGUCUUUUUUAUUGAAUAAAUAAGCUUUCCAUUAGUAUAUGGUUUGUUAGGAUAGGAACAUAUAUUUGGCCAAGACAGAACUCUUUGAAAAACUAGAAUCUGAGAGUGCAAAUAUUGAGAAAAUCGUCUUUAAAGUUGUCCAAAAAGUUCUUAAUUUUUUACUAAUCAAAAAUUAAGUUUUGAUAUAUAUAUACAGUAAGAAAUUUACUAAAUGUCU